CCACCUGGAGGAGCUCCGUUAACCCUUCAGCAUCCCCUCACACGCGCCUCAACCUCCGCUUUAAGUUACCAUGGUGACACGUCCUGCCUGCAUAAAAGUGAGCCUCCUUGGUCGCGCACAGCAGCUCGCUCUGUGAGACAAGUCAAGGAUUUUUUUUUUUUACCCGCAGAACAACAUCAGAAACAAGCUCCAACCAAUGCAUCUGAACUCCUCUGACAACCGGACCGCCUCUGAGUUCACCUCCAAACUGACCCCCACUGCAGACAUAUGUGUGGGACUGACCAUCCUCUCCGUCGUUCUGCUCUCUGUUCUGGGCAAUGGGCUGGUUCUGGUGGUUUGUUACCGCAGGAGGAAGAAGAUGGUGGGCUCGGAGCUGCUGUGUGUCAACCUGGCCGUCGUCGACUUCCUCUGCUGCAUCUGCUUCUACCCGCUUUCCAUCAUUUCCUCCUUUAACCACACAUGGCUGGGAGAAAACGUCACCUGCGUUUACUACGGCCUUGGCUGCUACAUUUUCGGCCUGUGCGGCAUGUUCACCAUCACCGCCAUCAGCAUCAUACGGUACCUGAAGACAUGCUACAGCUUGGUUUAUGCUGUGUGGCUGGAAGGCGCCAACAUCCAGCUAGCGUGCUGUGCCAUCUGGUUUGUGGCUGCACUGUGGUCUUGCUUCCCUCUGUUCGGCUGGGGUGAGUACGUCCCCGAGCCCUACGGACUGUCCUGCACCGUCGCCUGGAGGGGUUAUCAUACGUCAGCCAAGGACGCCUUCUAUGUCAUCUGCUCCUUCGCCUUCUUCACACUGGUUCCCGUCGUCUUCAUCAUGGUGUCCCAGUGUCAGAUCCUCUACAAGGUUUACCGCUUUUCCUACUCGCUGUCUGCAAGAGGCAUCCGCAACAACCUGCGAUAUGCUGAAAAACGACUCACCAUGAUGUUUUUCUGCAUCAGCCUGGGUUUUGUGAUCGCCUGGGCCCCGUACGCUGUUGUGUCCUUCCUCUUCAUUUUCCACAAGGAGAACCGGUACAUGGCUCCUGAGGGCUUUGUAUUCCCCGCCCUCUUCGCCAAAAGUUCCCACAUCUACAACCCGUUCAUCUACUUCUACUUUAACAAGACUUUCCAGCAGGAGCUCCGCUGCAUGAUCCUCUCUUUCUGCCCCAAAUUCGGGGGGAAUCGCGUAGGCAUCCACAUCGCCACGGGCCACCCAGGCCCGUAUCCCAUCCACAUUCAGCUCCAGGAAAGAAACCACAUCCAAAAGAAGAACUUUGGUUUGUCUCAGGACCGAAUUCACAGCAAGAGUAAAGUAACGCACCCCAGCAGCCUCCAUGUCCAUGGCAGGCCGGUGUACGCCUGCUGGGGGUCCGUGUCGAAGAUUACCCCGUCCCUCUUGGACAGUAAACCUGCCAAAGCCUCCCUGCCUGUCUCUAUAUGAACUCUAUCACUGUUAAUACAGAUAUAUGAUAUAAAGGCAGCAUGGUUAAACCGUCGACAGCCAACAACCAAAAAAUCUUGUCCUGUUUCCAUUCAAUUAAUCAGGGUCCAGGUUGCUUUUUUUUGUAAAUUAAAUAGGUUCUGUUUGGGUUGCAACUCUGAGAUGUUUUUAGCAGCGAAGUUUAACAUCGAGCUCCUAGUGAACUAGAUUACCAGCCUGCAUCCUGUUAAAGCUUCUAUAACCUCUGUGGUUUUGAGUGAAACGUCUCAAGAUGGACAUUCAUGUCUCCCUCAGGAUAAAUCAAUUAAACUCAUAUUUAAUGGAUAUGUAUGUAUAUAUCAAUCAGUAUAUUAAUGCUCAUGUGACAACUGUCUUAAUACUGUGAAUGUUUGCAAGUCGUAAACAUGGGAAUCUUUCCCAUUUCUCCUUUAUGAUAUGAACGUGGUAUACUCUAGUCUUGUUCCUGCUGUGACAAGUCAAAAUGUGAAAUGAAAGGCCAAUUUCAAUCCAAUUUCAAUCCAAUUUCAUAAGGUCAGUGCAUUAUUUAUGCUGUUUCUUUAAGUAUUUAUACUGUCAUUACAUUUUUCAGUAAAUUAUUGUGUAUUAAUAAAUUAGCUGAGGGCACAGUAAGUAUGAUUACUGAGAUUAAUUUUAAAUGAAUUAAUUUCUACUUAACAUUUUUAGCUUAAACACUCUACCUCUAAAACCUCUAAAAUGUAAAGGAUCUGUGAAAGUGUAGCAACAUCAUAAACCAAUCAGCCAUAACAUUACGAGCACUGACAGGUGAAUAACACUGAUUAUCUGGUUAUCUGGCUUCUGUCAGUCGGUGGGAUAUAUUAGACAGCAAGUGAACAUUUUGUCCUCAAAGUUGAUGUGUUAGAAGCAGGAAAAAUGGGCAGGGUCAUGGGCGUGGUCCGAUUCCAACAGACGAGCUACUGUAGCUCAAACUGCUGAAACAGUUCAUGCUGGUUCUGAUAGAAAGGUGUCAGAAUUAUCACAUUAUAACCACCAGCGUGCCCCAGGAGGUCGUAAUGUUACGGCUGAUUGGUGUCACUCAUUAUGUGUUUUUUUUUUUGCUCUUUGUUGUUAGAAUUUGAGCCUGCAGUUGCCUUUCACAUAUGCAGCAGAUCCACUUUAAGGGCAUUUGAACUCAACUACUGAACACAAAGAAACAGGAGCACCUGCUGUUUUCCACAUAAUGGAAUUUUUUUUAAAAACAAAUCCAGCUGAAAGCUAUGAUGCCCUUAACUCCUCUGCAAUUAUGCUCAUUCACUGUGUGUGUCUUUGCGUGUGUGAGCUGUUUAUACCCGUUGAACUCACAAAUCAAAAGCUACAUAGUUUUAAUGUUGAUGUUAAAGUGUUGAAUCAAUCCUCAUAUUUUCUGGGUUAUUUACCCUCAAAACAUUAACAGACUACAGGCUUAAGUCAAAGUGUCCGGCACUUAAAUGAGCUACCAGAGAAGAGGGCGUCUAUCCUGGCUGGUCUUUUAAACAACUUUAUGUGAUGUUUGUAUUAACGAUCUGUUGUCUGAUACGUUGGUUAUGUGAAUACUGUUGGUCCGGGGAUAAUAAAGCUCUCUUUUAAUGUU
Dicentrarchus labrax (European seabass) is the source of this 3008-nucleotide messenger RNA. It is a transcript of the gene opn8c, whose product is annotated as opsin 8, group member c. Gene Ontology annotation, cellular component: membrane. Gene Ontology annotation, molecular function: G protein-coupled receptor activity. Gene Ontology annotation, biological process: G protein-coupled receptor signaling pathway. The coding region runs from base 197 to 1420 and encodes 407 amino acids. The transcript is spliced from 4 exons. Lineage: Eukaryota; Metazoa; Chordata; Actinopteri; Moronidae. The record is from RefSeq and is a predicted model, not a curated record.